Humulus lupulus (European hop) is the source of this 2455-nucleotide messenger RNA. RefSeq names its product protein WVD2-like 7. The transcript has 9 exons. NCBI's taxonomy places the organism in Eukaryota, Viridiplantae, Streptophyta, Magnoliopsida, Rosales, Cannabaceae. The record is from RefSeq and is a predicted model, not a curated record. The coding region runs from base 291 to 1979 and encodes 562 amino acids.
UUUUUCACUUCCUUUUUGUUUGCCUUUCGUGUUAAUAAUUUGGUGUUAUCAUUAAGAGCUUUCUGAAAGUACUAGAAACAAAGGAGGCUUAUUACUGUGAAAAAGAAACAGUGUGAGUAAUAAUUGAAGUACAGGAAACUAAAGACGAAGAAUAGAAGAGAACACAUGCACUUGUCUUCUAUUCUUUUGGUCACAUUUUUCAUCAAAAUGGGGGGGAUCUACCUUAUGCUACUUGUACUAAGGCCAUGGUGGUAGCUCAUUUAGUAAUUUGAGCUUCUUGUCAAGACUUUAUGGGAGAAUCAAUAGUGGAUCUUCCAAUUGAUUCAGAUAAGAUGGGGGAGACAAAUGCCUCUCACCCUGUUCUGGAUGUUUCGGUCUCAUUCGGUAGGUUUGAGAAUGAUUCAUUGUCAUGGGAGAAAUGGUCUGCAUUUUCACCUAACAAGUACUUGGAAGAAGUUGAGAAGUGUGCCACGCCUGGUUCUGUAGCUCAAAAGAAGGCAUAUUUUGAAGCCCAUUACAGGAAAAUUGCAGCUCGGAAAGCUGAGCUUUUGGAACAAGAGAAGCAAGCUCAGAAUGAUUUUGUGGGGUCUGAGGAUCCGAAUGGGAGAGAUCUGAUCACUGACAACAAUUUUACCCAUCAUGCCGAUGCCGAAUAUGAUGAGUCUGAAGACCUAAGUUCAGCUGAGGAAGUUAAGCAAGAAGCCAGUUUGACCGACGAGGAGGAUUUUAUCAAUGGACUUGAUCUGAAAGAGGAUGUUAUAACCUGUCAAGAGAGUGAAAACCCAGUGGUUGAGAGAGGGGAAGAACUUGAUAUCAAAGGAGAAGCAGCUGUUUUGGUGAAAGAAGAGGAAGACAUUGAAGUUGGCUCUCAGGUCAAUAAGGAAGUUUUGGAGUGUAAGGAUAAUGAGUUGGGAUAUGAUUCAAAGGGUAAAGAAGAGAAUGUGAAAUCGGAUAAGCAGAAUGAAUCUCAGAAGGUUACUGCUACGAAUAAGGAGAGAAAUGUAGGAAGUGUAAAGAAGAAACAGGCAUCGCCAAUAACUAGAACACCAAAGAGUUCUUCUGCCAGAGUGUCAAAGCCCAUAUUGAAUUCCUAUACUCCUAAACAUUCAAAACCAAUACCAAGUUCCAGUACCCCUAAGGUGUCAAAGCCAAUACCAUGUUCCAGCACCUCUAAGGUGUCAAAGUCAAUCCCAAGUUCUAAUACCGCUAAGGUGUCAAAGCCAACACCAAAUUCCAUUACCUCUAAGGUAUCAAAGGCCAUAUCAAGUUCGAGUACCUCUAAGGUAUCAAGGGCCACAUCAAGUUCCGGUGGGAUAUCUGUUGUGCAAUCUUUAGCAAAGAAGGGCAGUUCCAAUACUCCAUUUUUGCAGAGGAACACAAAUCCUUCUGAUGGAGAAACGAAGAAGUUUGUUUCUAAUUCUCUGCAUAUGUCACUCAGUUUGGGCCCUACUAAUACAAGUACAAACUCUGAUUCACCUACUGUUACCACAAUUAGAAAGUCUUUAUUCAUGGAGAAAAUGGGGGAUAAGGACAUUGUGAAACGAGCAUUUAAAGCAUUCCAAAAAAAUUUCGACCAAUUGAAAUCCAAUGAUGAAGAUGGAUCUCCACUACAAAAGCAGAUGCAGGGGUCAACAAAUAGUACAGCACCAAAUGUUUCCACUUCUAUGACUCCAAGAAAAGAGAAUGGAGGGUCACUUAGAACAGAACGUCUUGAUAAACAAAGUGCCAAGACUCCUCCAUCCUCGUUUCGGCCGAAAAGUGUUGAAAGAAUAGAGAGACGGAAAGAGGAAAAAUCCAAUGCUGGUGAGGCGGACAAAGCAAACCUUCAAUCAAGAUCAAAGGAGCAAAAGGAGGCAGAGUUAAAAAAACUAAGGCAGAACCACAACUUUAAAGCCAGUCCUAUGCCAGCUUUCAAUCGGGGACAAAAAAUGUCAAAAAGCACUUCAGAGAAGAUGUCUUCCAAGAGUGAGAUUCGUUGAUGAGGAUGAAAAAAAGUCAACCAAAAAGUACUUGUAUACUUCUGAGACGAAGGUAGCUGCUAUAUUGGGUGAUAAGGAAGAUGUAUCUAAAAGAAUUUCUUCUGAUCAAGGUGUUCAUGCCUAUAGGUAUCGAUUGCUUUUUUGAUGUAAAGCAUUGACAGAUAUGAUUUUACACUCGGAAUCUAUGUUCAAUGGCCAAAAAACAGGACAAGUCCUCGGUCAGUUGGUCUUCUUGUAUUGGUGGGGCACUUAAAAUGUGAACGAGAAAGCUAUUGGGCCAAUAGUACUGCCUUUUCCCCUUCAACUUACUCCUUCCUUGUUAUCCCCAAAUUUUCCCAACUCAUGUAUAAUAAUUAAGAGAAUGAUUUUUCCUUUUUUAGUGGGGUUGUUGCGUAGGGGAAAUAAAAGUGUUGUGUAUAAGUAGUUGUGAUCUUUGAAUGGAUUCAUAUCUGCAUCUGGUACUUACUUGCAUACAA